GGAUGUCGGCGGGCGGCCGCGACGAGGAGCGGCGGAAGCUGGCCGACAUCAUCCACCACUGGAACGCCAACCGGCUGGACCUGUUCGAGAUCAGCCAGCCCACCGAGGAUUUGGAGUUUCAUGGCGUAAUGAGAUUUUAUUUUCAAGAUAAAGCUGCUGGAAACUUUGCAACAAAAUGCAUUCGGGUCUCUAGUACGGCCACCACGCAAGACGUGAUCGAGACGCUGGCAGAGAAAUUCCGCCCUGACAUGCGGAUGCUGUCGUCCCCCAAGUACUCCCUCUACGAAGUCCACGUCAGCGGAGAAAGAAGAUUGGAUGUAGAUGAGAAACCCCUUGUUGUGCAGUUGAAUUGGAAUAAAGACGAUCGAGAGGGCAGAUUCGUUCUCAAGAAUGAGAACGAUGCCCUUCCUCCUAAGGCUCAAAGCAAUGGACCUGAAAAGCAGGAGAAAGAAGGUGUUAUCCAGAACUUCAAGAGAACUCUCUCCAAGAAAGAGAAGAAGGAGAAAAAGAAGAGAGAGAAAGAGGCAGUGAGGCAGGCAUCUGAGAAAGAUGAUCGGCCUUUCCAAGGGGAUGACCUCGAGAAUUCCCGACUGGCCGCCGAGGUUUACAAAGACAUGCCCGAGACCAGCUUCACUCGCACGAUCUCCAACCCCGAGGUGGUCAUGAAGCGCCGGCGGCAGCAGAAGCUGGAGAGGCGGAUGCAGGAGUUCCGGAGCUCGGACGGGCGGCCCGACUCAGGUGGAACACUGAGAAUUUAUGCAGAUAGCUUAAAACCGAACAUUCCCUACAAGACAAUCCUGCUGUCCACCACGGAUCCUGCUGACUUUGCUGUGGCCGAGGCUCUAGAGAAAUACGGUCUGGAGAAGGAGAACCCUAAAGAUUACUGCAUCGCCCGGGUUAUGCUGCCUCCUGGAGCCCAGCAUUCGGAUGAAAACGGUGCUAAAGAAACGAUCCUCGAUGAUGACGAGUGUCCUUUACAGAUCUUCAGGGAGUGGCCAACUGACCGAGGGGUUUUAGUCUUUCAGUUGAAGAGGAUGCCGCCAGACUACGUCCCGAAGAAAACGAAGAAACAUGUCGACGGAAUGGUGAAAGGGAAAGAGAGAGCCGAGGGUUCCGGCUGCUCAGCACUUCCGCCUGAGAAAUUGCCCUACUUGGUGGAGCUCAGCCCAGAUGGUUCUGACUCCAGGGACAAGCCCAAGCUUUACCGCCUUCAGUUGAGCGUUACUGAGGUCGGGACAGAGAAGUUCGAGGAGAACUCCAUCCAGCUGUUUGGAUCAGGAAUUCAGCCCCAUCACUGUGACCUCACAAACAUGGAUGGAGUUGUCACCGUGACUCCGAGAAGCAUGGACGCCGAGACGUACGUGGAAGGACAGCGCAUCUCCGAGACAACCAUGCUGCAGAGUGGGAUGAAAGUGCAGUUUGGGGCGUCACACGUGUUCAAGUUUGUGGACCCCAGCCAGGACCACGCAGUGGCCAAGAGACCCGUGGAUGGAGGCCUGACGGCCAAGGGCCCCAGACAGAAGCCUGGAAUUGUUCAGGAGACAACUUUCGAUUUGGGGGGAGAUGUUCACAGCGGGGCAGCGCUGCCAGCGAGCAAGAGCGCCACCAGGCUGGACAGCGACAGGGCACUGCCUGCCCCCAGCACGGCCGAGCGCGGGACAGCGAAGCCGAUGCUGAGACUGGAGCAGCAGGACCACCGCCGGCGAGAAAACAGAACUCAGGAUGCUCUUGGGCCUGAACUCAUACUGCCUGCAAGCGUUGAAUUCAGCGAAAGUUCUGAAGAUUCAUUUUUAUCUGCCAUUAUAAAUUAUACUAAUAGCUCUACAGUCCAUUUUAAGUUGUCACCUACAUAUGUAUUAUAUAUGGCAUGUCGGUAUGUAUUGUCGAGCCAGUACAGACCCGAUGUCAGUCCUACAGAGCGUACUCACAAAGUGAUUGCCAUAGUCAACAAGAUGGUGAGCAUGAUGGAGGGGGUGAUUCAGAAACAGAAGAAUAUCGCAGGGGCACUUGCUUUCUGGAUGGCCAACGCAUCUGAGCUUCUCAACUUCAUUAAGCAGGACCGAGAUCUUAGUCGAAUCACAUUGGACGCCCAAGAUGUUUUAGCACACUUGGUUCAGAUGGCGUUUAAAUAUCUGGUUCAUUGUCUUCAGUCAGAACUGAAUAACUACAUGCCGGCUUUUCUGGAUGACCCUGAAGAGAACAGUCUACAAAGACCAAAAAUAGAUGACGUCUUGCACACGCUCACGGGAGCGAUGGCGCUGCUGAGGCGCUGCAGGGUCAAUGCUGCUCUGACCAUCCAGCUUUUCUCUCAGCUCUUCCACUUCAUCAACAUGUGGCUCUUCAACAGAUUGGUGACCGACCCCGAGUCGGGACUGUGCUCUCACUAUUGGGGGGCGAUCAUCCGCCAGCAGCUGGGGCACGUGGAAGCCUGGGCAGAGAAGCAGGGAUUAGAGCUGGCGGCCGACUGUCACCUGAGCCGGAUAGUACAGGCGACCGCUUUGCUCACCAUGGAUAAAUACGCUCCUGAGGACACCCCAAAUAUCAACAGCACCUGCUUUAAGUUAAAUUCGCUGCAGCUGCAGGCCUUGCUACAGAAUUACCACUGUGCGCCCGAUGAGCCCUUCGUCCCCACGGACCUGAUAGAGAACGUCGUGGCCGUGGCCGAAAACACGGCCGACGAGCUGGCACGCAGUGAUGGGCGGGAGGUGCAGCUGGAAGAGGACCCUGAUCUGCAGCUGCCUUUUCUUUUGCCGGAAGACGGCUAUUCUUGUGACGUCGUCAGGAACGUUCCAAACGGUUUACAAGAAUUUCUGGACCCUCUGUGCCAGAGAGGGUUUUGCAGGUUAAUUCCUCAUGCACGUUCACCAGGUACUUGGACGAUAUAUUUUGAAGGUGCAGAUUAUGAGAGCCAUCUUCUGCGUGAGAACACAGAGCUGGCUCAGCCUCUGCGGAAAGAACCUGAAAUAAUCACUGUGACUCUCAAAAAGCAAAACGGAAUGGGCCUCAGCAUUGUCGCGGCAAAGGGUGCUGGUCAAGAUAAACUUGGAAUCUAUGUCAAGUCUGUCGUAAAAGGAGGUGCUGCAGAUGUGGAUGGGCGCCUGGCCGCAGGUGACCAGCUCCUCAGUGUGGAUGGACGAAGUCUGGUAGGACUCUCUCAAGAAAGGGCAGCAGAACUCAUGACAAGGACCAGUUCCGUGGUGACACUGGAAGUAGCCAAGCAAGGAGCGAUCUACCACGGCCUGGCCACCCUGCUCAACCAGCCGUCCCCGAUGAUGCAGAGAGUUUCAGACCGUCGUGGCUCAGGUAAACCCCGACCAAAGAGCGAAGGUUUCGAGCUCUAUAACAAUUCAGCUCAAAACGGGUCACCCGAGAGCCCUCAGCUGCCUUGGGCAGAAUACAGCGAACCGAAGAAGCUCCCUGGCGAUGACAGGCUGAUGAAGAACCGGGCUGACCACCGCUCCAGCCCCAACGUGGCAAAUCAGCCCCCCAGUCCCGGAGGGAAAAGCGCGUACGCCCCUGGAGCAGCCGCUAAGAUCACGUCCGUCUCCACCGGAAACCUCUGCACUGAGGAGCAGACCCCUCCACCUCGACCUGAGGCCUACCCCAUCCCCACCCAGACGUACACCAGGGAGUACUUCACCUUCCCGGCCUCCAGGUCCCAGGACCGCGUGGCUCCCCCUCAGAACCAGUGGCCCAGUUACGAGGAGAAGCCGCACGUGCACACAGAUGGUCAUCAGUCCGGCCCCGCGAUGCAGCGCGUCACCCGCUCCCAGGAGGAGCUCCGGGAGGAUAAGGCUUACCCACUCGAGCGGCCUCGGCCGGAGGCGGUGCCGGAUCGCAAGUCCGACAGCGACGUGUGGAUCCAGCCGAGCUCCUCGGUGGGCUCCGGCACGUCCAGCCAGGAGCGCCCGGAGCCCUGCUCCAAGUCGGGCACCCCCGCCUCCACGCUGACCAAGAGCGGCCCCGGGCGCUGGAAGACGCCGGCCCCCGCGCGGCCCCCGCCGGCGGCCCCCCCGCCCGCGCAGACAGACCUGCCCCCGCCGCCGCCCCCGCCGCCCCCCGCGCACUACGCCGCCGGGGACUUCGGCGGGACCCCCGUGGGCCUGCCCCUCCCGCCCCCGCCCAGCGGCCAGGCGGCGGCGGAGCGGAGGAAACGGGAGGAGCAGCAGCGCUGGUACGAGAAGGAGAAGGCCCGCCUGGAGGAGGAGCGGGACAGGAAGCGCCGGGAGCAGGAGCGGAAGCUGGGCCAGAUGCGCCCCCAGGCCCCGAACGCGGCCGCGUUCUCCCCAGUGACCGUCGCGCACACGAAGCCGGAGAAGCCGGAGAAGCCGUCCACGCUCCAGAGGGCCCAGGACACGGUCAUCCGGGAGCUGCAGCCCCAGCAGCAGCCACGCACCGUCGAGCGCCGAGACUUGCAGUACAUCACGGUCAGCAAAGAGGAGCUGUCCCCGGGGGACAGCCUGUCCCCCGACCCCUGGAAGCGGGACGCCAGGGAGAAGCUGGAGAAGCAGCAGCAGAUGCACAUCGUGGACAUGCUGAGCAGGGAGAUCCGGGAGCUCCAGAGCAAGCCCGAGCGCAGCGCCGAGGACAGCGACCGCCUGCGCAAGCUCAUGCUGGAGUGGCAGUUCCAGAAGCGACUGCAGGAGUCCAAGCAGAAGGACGAGGACGACGACGAGGAGGAGGACGACGACGACGUGGACACCAUGCUGGUCAUGCAGCGCCUCGAGGCUGAGCGGAGAGCAAGGUUACAGGACGAGGAGCGGCGGCGGCAGCGGCAGCUGGACGACAUGCGCAGGCGGGAAGCGGAGGACCGCGCCAGGCAGGAGGAGGAGAGGACGAAGCGAGACGCCGAAGACAAGAGGCGACAGGAAGAAGGUUAUUACAGCCGCCUGGAAGCCGAGAGGCGCAGACAGCACGCGGAGGCCGAGCGCAGGCUGCUGGAGCCGGAGGAGCCGGGCCUGGGCAGACCGCCGCUGCCGCGGGGCUACGAGCCCCCGGCCCCGUCCUCCCCGGCGGCUGCUCCUCCUCCCCCACCUCAGCGGACCGCCUCCUCCCUGCAGGCCCCGGCCCUGUCCCCAGACUCCCUGUACACCGCCAGGCUCGUUGCGUACCACGAGGAGGAGGAGGAGGAGGACUGCAGUCUGGCAGGACCAAACUCUUCCGUGGGAUCUUCCGGGGCAGUGAUCGGUGCCCGUGACGGCUCCUGGGACCCGAGAGAGAGGCUGGCGAAAAGCCAUGAUGCAGAUUUACCUGGAAAUUCCGGAGCCCCUGAGAACUUGACAUUCAAAGAGCGCCAGCGGCUGUUCUCACAAGGUCAAGAUGUGUCCAAUAAAGUGAAAGCCUCUCGUAAAUUAACAGAACUGGAAAACGAACUGAACACAAAGUGAGACCAGGAAAUGGCACCCGUGCUCAGCCCAACGUCCUCCCGGUGCGGCUUUGGAGGAUGGUCGGGGGAGAGAAGGAGGCGGCGGCAUUUCCGAGUCACAGAAGGGCUGUUUGGAAGAUGGGUGGGAUUUAGAGGUGGUCCCAGUCCAAGAAGCCCUUUUGUUUUACCAGGAGAUUAUCAUUUAUACGAUGUACACACUGUCUAAUUUCUUAAUUAUCUGACUCACCCGAAGAUACGUUUUUUGUUGCUUUUUCUAGAGUCCAAGCUGGAAAGGGGGAGCGUGCAGCGCAGGCGAGGGCAGUGGGGUGUCUCCCCCGCUGUCCCCAGGGGGUGCCGAGAGGCCACGUCCGUCCCGUGUCACAGACUGGACUGUAGGGAUGGGACGGGGAGUAGCCUGAACCCCCAGACCUUGUUUGCACUAUUCCGUAGUAACUGCAGAUGUCCCGGAGGAGGGUGGGCACGGAGGACACGCCCGGCGCGUUGAGUCCAGAGCUCUCGUGGGCCGGGCUCGCUAGUCUUGUCCGUGCAGUCAGGAUGCGGUUCGGACCCACACCUCCUGGGAGGGAGGUGAUGCCCAUCGGAGACCCUGCCCCUCUCCUUCCAUACGGGGACAGCCCUCCCAGUACAUUCUAAGUAGUUGAUUUUAAAAAAUUCUCCAAGAAGAAAAUUUUGAGGAUUUAAGCUUAGGAUACUUUAUUUUUAUAAACGUCAGAUUAUCGUUAGGCUAAUAAAUCAUUGGUGAUUUUGAAGAUGGCAAUGACGUUAGGAAGUUAAUAUUUCAAAUAUUCAGGGGAAUCUGUAAAAGAGCAUCUGUUUAGCUGGGCAGUGUCGAUGUGGGUAGAAACACAGAUAUUGGAGAGGGAUGGGGGGGGGGGCAGGGGUCAGUAGUGACCUUUGAGCACAACUAUUGCUCAGAAAUUUUAAAUGCAGAGAAGAAAGAGUGACAUCCAUGUCCUGUCUGGGAAAGAAGGGCCAAUGACAUGGCAUCUGCGAUUUAAAUACUGUAAGAGUGGCUUGUGAGGCAGUUGAAAGUAUUUUUUUUUUCACAUCUGAUAGUUACUGAACUUUCAUUUGAUGAGUUACUGUGACCAGUGUCCUUUCUUUAGCUGUGAACAUGUGGCCGAUACAGACACGGAUCUCACUCUGGUUUCUACUGUGUGAUGUGAAAAUGGUAAAUUACGUGGGGAUUAUGAGCAAAGCUUCUAUUUGACAAGGCCCUGCUGUGGGAUCCUGAGGAUUUUUCUGCACCAGAUUGUUCUUACAAAAUGCGUAUGUUAGAAAAACGUGCACACUUUCAAACAGAAGAGGGAGGAGAGCCUUUUUAGCCUUAGAAAUCACUUUAAUAGGCGCUGUAUGAUAAAUCAUUGAAACGCGAGUGUAAAUAGUUUUCACGUCUAUCAGGGUUCUUAUCUGGAAGUGUGCUGUCACCGCUGCCCUCGUUUAAGAGAGUAACCUGGUCUACGUGUUUAUGAAGGAUGCGCUUGCUUUAGAGCUCUAGGAGAAGCAGGCCCCUCCCGGAGAGCUCGACAACACUGGCCGCCUCACGGGGACAAAAUCCACACUUGCUGUCAUGAAGCAGACGCAGCGGAGUCACUGUUCCGUUAAUCUGUAGAAAGAACAAACACGCCUAAGUACACGCACAUACAUGUAAAUACUUACAUGCAGGGGCGUGUGUGUGUGUGUGUGUGUGCGCGCGUAUGUGUGUGUGUGUGGUUGUAAACCUGGAAACGGGUGGGUUUGGCCGCCCGUGGGUGACGAGGUCAUGACUGUGCGUCACUGUGGAAACACCAGAACUGCUGUACUUCCCAUUUCUACUGUAGCUCAUUUGCAAUCUAUUUUUAAUAAACUUUGUAUGUAUUUGAGCGGA
Lynx canadensis (Canada lynx) is the source of this 7253-nucleotide messenger RNA. It is a transcript of the gene AFDN, whose product is annotated as afadin, adherens junction formation factor. Gene Ontology annotation, cellular component: adherens junction. Gene Ontology annotation, biological process: regulation of protein localization; signal transduction. Gene Ontology annotation, molecular function: cell adhesion molecule binding. Lineage: Eukaryota; Metazoa; Chordata; Mammalia; Carnivora; Felidae. The record is from RefSeq and is a predicted model, not a curated record.